This is a messenger RNA of Rhizopus microsporus ATCC 52813, 1023 nucleotides long. RefSeq lists its product as uncharacterized. The record is from RefSeq and is a predicted model, not a curated record. Bases 1 to 1023 code for a protein of 340 amino acids. NCBI's taxonomy places the organism in Eukaryota, Fungi, Mucoromycota, Mucoromycetes, Mucorales, Rhizopodaceae. The transcript is spliced from 5 exons.
AUGUUUAUGCGACUAGUCAUCUUAGAACUUGAUCGUUAUUCUCGCUUAAUUAAGUGUAUUGGCCUUUUACUCAUCGGUUUACGAUUUGCUGAUUGGCCCUAUGAACUUGCCUUUAUUUCCAUCCAAGAAAGAAUUAUGGCGCAAAAUCCAGGUGAUAACGCUACUUGUUGGGCUAUAUGGGGAUCGGGAGUCAUCAUUUUAAACUUUAUCGGUGACGCAUUAGCCAAUUUAUUCCUCAGCGGCAUGUUUGUUAGAAGAUUGUUUAUACACAUCAACAGUUCCAAGACAAUUGCUAGUCAGCAUAAUAGACUGAUUUCCAGCAUUGCCAGAAAGUCCCUCAUCUGCUUAACCUUGACAUUUUUCGUCAAUCUAGUCAUGAAUUUAUUUAAAGUUACAAUGUUUCUUGGCAAUCAAUCUGAUGCCUUCACUGUUUACUUUGAGCUCAUUGAAUCCACUUUGCUAGUUGAGGCUCUCCGUAAUGAUAGUUCAAUGAGAGCUGGCCCAAACACAUCUAUUUGUGAGAGCUGUCACAAGGAGUUGAGUCGUAAUGGUGGACACAAACGACCCAAUAACAGUGAAGAACACCAUAGUCAGAUGCUUGUUAGAUCAUUCAGUAAUCACCAGAACAAAAAGCAUAGCUUUAUUUCAGAAACAGAUGAAAACACUGCUUACGAUGAAAACGUAAUAGAAAACAUCACUCCUGUUCAACCUGCCAUGUUUCAUUCAAAGCAACACCGUCAUACUCACUAUCAACAUCAACAGAAACAGUCGGGCGAUCUUUCGGAACAAGAGACUCAUUCCUUUUCCACCUCGCUGGCCCCUAGGCCAAUUACAUCAUCAAGCAAAGAUAUGCUUAUGUCUCUCAAUGCUCCUUCUGCACCUCUUCCGCAGCCGCCUUUUUCAGGUGAAUCUUUUGCAAUGGUAAAUGUAGAAAAGGAUCAUCAUGCUUCACAUGCUUCGCCAACAGCGUCCAGAUCUGAGAGUGCUGCCAAUAGCCAUCAUUCUCAGCCAACAUCUUAUUAA